Eurytemora carolleeae is the source of this 600-nucleotide messenger RNA. RefSeq names its product protein SREK1IP1-like. Bases 1 to 600 code for a protein of 199 amino acids. The record is from RefSeq and is a predicted model, not a curated record. The transcript has a single exon. Lineage: Eukaryota; Metazoa; Arthropoda; Copepoda; Calanoida; Temoridae.
AUGAAUCCUUCUCCAGGAUUUAAAGUUGAUGCUAGGGAUGUAAUCAAAGGUAGAAGAAGUUUAGAGUUAGGACAGGAAGCUGGAACUUCCAGGAAAGCUAAUUCUGAGAAAAGUGUAAAUUUAGUUAACAAUGCAGAAAGUGAUGAAGAGAUUGAGUUCAUCUGUGAAGUCAAAAGAGAGCAAGAAGUCCAGAAGGAUGACCAAAUCCCUCUAGAGUAUGCUGAAAAAAUUGCUGACCAAAGCGAAGUGUUUCAAAUAACUCUAGAUAACUCCAAUACUUCUGCUGAAAAUAAGAUGUGGAAAGAAAGGCAGGAAAAGUUAUGGUUAGAAGAAGGAACCUCUAAAGGAUAUACAGAGCAACUGCGAAAAACAGAGAGGAAGGUAAUCUGGGGUAGAAUGUAUGAGAAAGCAAGAAAAGUAAUGCAGAAGAAGAAGGAAAGAAAGAGCAGAAAGAAAAAGUUGAAGAGAAAGAGGAGGGAGGUGGAAUCUAGUUCCUCAAGUAGUUCAUCUACUAGUUCAUCAAGUAGUUCAUCUUCUACAUCCUCAACUGAUAGUGAAGAGGAGAAGAAGGGGAAGAAAAAGUUGAAGAAAAGAAAAUAG